CCACCCACCCAUCAAAUAUAAUCCAUUAUUAUUAACAUUGAUCAUUUCCUCCUCCAACUCCGCCACCGAAUUAAAUGGCGCACCUCCCCUACUACCACCUUAAACACAAGCUCUUCAUCUUUUUCAACCAUAAACUAAAACUCUAUUACAUGCUCUCCCUCAUUCUCCUUUGCACUAUCUCUUAUCUCCUAGGCUCUUACCACCCUAACACCCAACCGUCGUCGCUUUUCCCUACUAAACUCUCUUCUUCUUGUUUCACCUCCGCCUCUAACUCCACCAAUCCGCUCCCGGUCCCCCUCGACUUCUCCUCCCACCAUUCACUCUCCUCCUCGGCGCGUGUCCCUCACUUCCCUCCAUGCAGCCUUAACUCAUCCGAAUACACCCCAUGUCACGAUGUCGAACGCUCCCUUCGUUUCCCACGGACGCGCCUUAUCUACCGUGAGAGGCACUGUCCGUUGGAGGAGGGAGAGUUUCUUAGGUGCCGUGUCCCUGCACCUCAUGGGUAUACGACGCCGUUUCGAUGGCCGGAGAGUAGGGACAUGGUUUGGUACGCUAAUGUUCCUCAUAAAUGGUUGACCGUUGAAAAAGCCGGACAAAAUUGGGUCCGAUUUGAAGGAGACCGGUUUACUUUCCCGGGUGGUGGAACUAUGUUCCCUCAUGGUGCUGAUGCUUAUAUUGACGAGAUUGGGAAAAUUAUUAAUCUCAAAGACGGCUCGGUUCGAACCGCUAUUGAUACCGGUUGCGGGGUUGCAAGUUUUGGAGCUUACCUUUUGUCACGCAACAUCCUACCAGUGUCAUUUGCACCAAAAGACACACAUGAAGCUCAGGUUCAGUUUGCCCUUGAAAGGGGUGUCCCGGCAUUGAUAGGGAUCAUGGCUACCAACCGCCUUCCUUAUCCUUCUAGAUCUUUUGACAUGGCUCAUUGCUCGCGCUGCCUCAUCCCAUGGGGUCAAUAUGACGGGCUAUACUUGAUUGAAGUGGAUCGGAUCCUACGGCCUGGAGGUUACUGGAUCCUUUCAGGCCCACCCAUCAACUGGGAGUCUCAUUGGAAAGGUUGGGAGAGAAGCAAGGAAGAUCUGCAUUCAGAACAAUCAAGCAUUGAAGCUGUUGCAAAAAGCCUAUGCUGGAAAAAACUAAAGCAAAAAGGGGACAUUGCAGUAUGGCAGAAGCCUUCUAAUCAUGUUCACUGCAAGCAGAGCCGCAGGGUUUUCAAGAAGCCGCGGUUUUGUGAGACUCAAGACCCUGAUCUAGCAUGGUAUACAAAAUUAGAAGAAUGUCUAACCCCACUCCCUGCAGUCUCCAACAUAACACAGACUGCAGGAGGGCAAAGAGCGAAAUGGCCAGCUAGACUAACAGCAAUUCCUCCAAGGGUGAAUAGUGGUAGCUUAGAAGGUAUAACCCCUAAGGUUUUCACAACAGAUACCGCGAUUUGGAAGGAGAGGUUAGCAUACUACAAAUCCUUGAACGGUGAGCUAAGUGAUGCAGGGAGGUAUCGCAAUAUCCUUGACAUGAAUGCCAACUUAGGAGGCUUUGCAGCUGCCCUUGUUAAUGAUCCUGUUUGGGUUAUGAAUGUUGUCCCUGUUGAGUCUAAGGCUAACACUCUUGGAGUCAUUUUCGAGCGUGGCUUGAUUGGUACAUAUCAAAGCUGGUGUGAGGCAAUGUCUACUUAUCCAAGAACUUACGAUUUGUUACAUGCCGAUUCUGUGUUUACCCUUUACGAUGGAAGGUGUAAGAUGGAAGACAUUCUGUUAGAAAUGGACAGGAUAUUACGGCCGGAAGGUUGCGUGAUAUUUAGAGAUGACAUAGAUGUUUUAGUGAAAGUGAAGAAUAACAUUGAGCAAAUGCAAUGGAAUAGCAUAAUAUAUGAUCAUGAACAAGGACCAAUGCAAAGGGAAAAGGUUAUGGUUGUUGUUAAACAAUAUUGGACAGCCCCUGCACCUGCACAAACUGCUUAAACUUAACCAAUUCUUUUGUAACUUCUUUUUUGGAUGGCCUAUUUAUUAUAGAACAUUUUUCAGUGAUGCAUUCUUCGGGUUGCCCAGCCUCUCUCAAGACCCGACCCAAAAACCGACAACGUUAUCCGGCCUUGGCUAUACCACCCCUAUCUUUUUGUUCUUCGUGGAGCCUAAGGGAUUAAGGAAGAUGGUACAACCUGAUUUCUUCCGACAUCUAUACAGUGAUACAACUAUACAAGAGUAUUAAUUGAUUUGGAAAUUUCCAAUACUUUAGUGGAUUCUAAUUAGUGAUGUAAUUGAUUGGUUUUGUAGAGUUAGAAAAUUAUCAUAAAACAGAAUUUAUGAUUUGUAUGACAUCAUGAUUGGGAUCUUCUCGGGUAUAUGAAAAUGUCAAAAUUAUGA
This is a messenger RNA of Spinacia oleracea (spinach), 2357 nucleotides long. RefSeq names its product probable methyltransferase PMT15. Lineage: Eukaryota; Viridiplantae; Streptophyta; Magnoliopsida; Caryophyllales; Amaranthaceae. The transcript has 6 exons. Gene Ontology annotation, cellular component: trans-Golgi network; cytoplasm; endosome. The coding region runs from base 75 to 1955 and encodes 626 amino acids. The record is from RefSeq and is a predicted model, not a curated record. Gene Ontology annotation, molecular function: methyltransferase activity.